AUGACCAACAAUCGUAUUAUCAGUAGCAGCAGUGUCGAGAACAGUGACGAAAUCACCAAUAGUAGCAAUCUUCAACAGCUUUCUUGUUUGCAGGUGUCAGUAGGAGAAUUUUCCCUUGCACUAAAACACAUCAGCGACUCAACAGAGAUGGGCCAGUGGAUGAUAUAUUAUUUCAUCACUGAAUUAGAAAAGAUUUGCUAUCCUGUCCUUGCUGCUGUUGCAGUUCUUGGAAUCAACUCUCUCUCUCUGACUAGUUCCUACAAAAUAGUAGAAGUGGUCUUCAUUGUUAUUGCAGCAGGAUCUUUAAGUUUGGCAACUAUUAUUGGAAACAUUCUGGUCAUAGUGUCCAUCAAAGUAAAUAGACAUUUGCAAACUAUUAAUAACUACUUCAUUUUCAGCUUAGCCUGUGCUGAUUUGAUUAUUGGUGCAGUCUCUAUGAAUUUAUACACCAUUUACAUUGUAUAUGGAAACUGGCCACUGGGUUCAAUAGCAUGUGAUUUCUGGCUUGCUGCAGAUUAUGUUGUCAGUUAUGCCUCUUUCAUGAACCUCCUUAUGAUCAGUCUUGACCGCUAUUUAUGCGUGGCAAAGCCUGUUAGCUACCCUUUGAAGAAAAGACCUAAGCUGGCCCUGGUGAUGAUUGCAGCCGCUUGGGUGUUGCCCUUUAUCAUGUGGGCACCGUCCAUUAUCUUCUGGCAGUACCUCGUCGGGGAGCGAACAGUUAAUGAAGGUGACUGUUACGUACAAUUCUUUUCAAAUCCUGCUAUCACUCUUAGUAUUGGUAUAGCUUCAUUCUAUCUCCCUGUUUUGAUCAUAGCGAUUUUGUACACAUUCAUAUCUCGUGCAAGCAAAAGUCGAAUAAAACAGGUUAAAACAGUAUCUGAAAAAAGUAAGUCCACAGUUUCUUCUAGUCCAGUGAAAGAUAAAAUAACACAAGCAAAUAAUACCAGACGUCCAACAAUACCUGAUAUGUUUCUGCAUGACCAAAUCCAAACUCGAAAAAUAACCGAUCAAAUGAUAACUGAUAACUAUGACCAACGUCAUCACUAUGAGCUAACUAGUGAUUCAAGUUAUCUCAGCGCAUUGCCUGCUAAUGAGAAUCAGGAAGAGGCAAUCCAAGACAAUACAAGCUAUUACAUGGCACAAAACUAUUUGAGGAUUGACAACUCCGAUUUCUUCUCAACUAAGAAAGUUAGUAAAUCUGAAGAAGAGGUCGACUGUGGCAGCACAUUAGGAAUACUCGUAAGUAUCAACAGAAAGAAAAGGGACAACCGAAUGAUAAGAACAGACCAUAAUUUAAAUAACACAAGAAGGAUUACAACGAAGAAAGUAACUAAAUCCCGAGAGAGUAAAGUCAUCACAACCAUUAUAGCUAUCGUCCUCGCAUUUAUCAUUACUGGAACACCAUACAAUAUCAUGAUGCUGUUAAGCACGUUCUGCUCAGUUUGUGUCCCUGAUACAAUGUGGACGAUUGGAUAUUGGCUUUGUUACAUCAAUAGUACCAUCAACCCAGCUUGCUACGCUCUAUGCAAUGCCACCUUUAAGAAAACAUUCAAAAAUAUUCUCUCGUGCAAGUACAAAAAUAUUGGUGCAACAAGAUGA
Molecule: messenger RNA, 1599 nt
Organism: Chiloscyllium plagiosum (whitespotted bambooshark)
Lineage: Eukaryota; Metazoa; Chordata; Chondrichthyes; Orectolobiformes; Hemiscylliidae
Product: muscarinic acetylcholine receptor M2-like
Biological process (GO): regulation of smooth muscle contraction; chemical synaptic transmission; G protein-coupled receptor signaling pathway, coupled to cyclic nucleotide second messenger
Cellular component (GO): plasma membrane; synapse; dendrite
Molecular function (GO): G protein-coupled serotonin receptor activity; G protein-coupled acetylcholine receptor activity
Source: RefSeq, a predicted model, not a curated record